AUGAGCCUUUACAGGGCAAAAGAUUAUAUUUUGGUGAAACUCCAUGAGCUACAGGAGACAUUUGAACAGCGACAGGAAUUCUACGAGUUCGAAGAAGAAAAAUCGCCAGUAAACCUGACCGUAAAUCUUCUCCAAGAAGAUUUUCCAGUCACAGAAGAGACCGAAGUCGAAAUUGCCGGACAUGCCCGACUUUUAUGCGUCGCUGGGAAGGUCAAUAUGUGUUUCAUCGACGAAUUUGUCAUACGAAAACAAUACAGAGCACAAGGAUUAGGAAAGCAUCUGUGGAAAUCGCUGGAAGAAUUUCUCAAGCUCGAAAUCGACCAGGACUUCUGUGGAACUGCAACUAAAGAUGAGACUGCUAGAUCAUUUUUUCAUCACAUGGGAAUGAACAAACUCGAAAAAGGAGAGAAACUCGCCUACAUUGACAUCCACGAAGGAGAAUUGCUCAACAAGCUCAGCGAUUUUUUCUCAGUUGCAAAAGAAGCAAUGGCUCGAAAGAAAGAUGCUGAAAUGCUCUUCUUGACGAAAGAUCUAAUUCAUUUCGAUCUCUGUGGAACGGAUGGAUACAAAGAGAGAAUUCAGCUGAUAAAAGAAGCGCAGGAGAAGCUCGAAGCGGAAAUUAUGGAGAAAGCUGUUGGCUCAAAUUACAAGAAAAUGAGUGCUGAUACAUCAACUCAUGCUGGAAUCGAAAAAAUGGCUGAAAAAUUUGGCGGCGCUUCAAGACGAGCCUCUUCUGUUUCAAAUUUGAGCGAUGCCGAGCUUGAACGAGAAGCUCUUCUCGCUCUCACCAGCAAAGACACUCUUGGAAGAAGAAUGUCAGUCAAAAGUCACAGAAGAGAGUCUCUCAUGAAAGAAUCCAUCGAUGAAUGA
This is a messenger RNA of Oikopleura dioica, 870 nucleotides long. The record is from the annotation of a GenBank genome assembly. Lineage: Eukaryota; Metazoa; Chordata; Appendicularia; Copelata; Oikopleuridae.